AUGGAGGGCAAGCUGGCACCCUACCCUCUGGUUGCUACAGCCUGGCCAGCCCCAAUCCAGCUUGUCAGCAAUACCCCCUACAUGCCCCAGGCAGCCAGCAACACCUCCCUGGACCUUGGAGACCUCCGAUGGCCCAGCUCUUUGCUGCUCUGGCUCAGCCUUCCCGCGAGCCUGCUGACUGUGGCCACACUGGCCCUGAGCCCUCUGCUGCUAGUGACCAUCGUGCGGAGUCGACGGCUGCGGCAGGACCCCCACUACCUGCUGCUGGCCAAUACCCUGCUCUCGGACCUGGCCUACCUUCUCUUCCACACGUUCAUCUCCUCCAGCAACCUGAGCAGCUGGGAGCCAGGCCGCAUUGCCUGUGGCAUUCUCACAGACGCUGUCUUUGCCGCCUGCGUCAGUACCAUCCUGUCCCUCACGGCCAUGGUGCUGCACACCUACCUGGCCAUUGCUCAUCCUCUGCGCUACCUCUCCUUUGUGUCCUGUGGGGCUGUGCGGAAGAUGGUGGCCCUCAUCUGGCUGGUGGCCUUCUUCUUUCCCACUUUUCUCCUCUGGUUCAGCAAGCAGCAGAAUGCCCAGCUAGGGCAGCAAGGGGCCUCGUGCAUCCUGCCGCUGAGCCUAGGCACCAGAGGCGGUGCCCCUCUGAUCCUCACCACCCACAUUUCCAUCCUAAGCAUUCUCUUCCUCUGCACGGCCCUCAUUGCCUACUGUUUCUGGAGGAUCUAUGCGGAGGCCAGGACAUCCGGCAUCUGCACGAAGGGCCACUCCCGGGCCAGGGGCACCCUGCUCAUGCAUGCGAUGCUCAUCUCACUCUAUGUGAGCGCAGGGGUGAUGUUCUCCCUGGACACUGUGCUGACCAAGUACCACCACAUCGGCACCAAGACUCAUGCAUGGCUCCUGGCAGCCAACGGCGAGGUGCUCAUGAUGCUUCCCCGCGCCAUGCUCCCCUACCUGUACGCACUCCGCUACCAGCAGCUGCUGGGGGUGCUCAGGGGCCUCUUCUCAGCCAAGAGGCACAAGACCAUCUUCACCAUGUCUCAGAGCUGCCAAGUACACAAUUGGGCAGGCCGAGGGAGCCCUUCCCUCCGUGCCAUGUCAAGGGCCACGGCUGAGAUGGCCAUGAACAUGGCCGGUGGGGUGGGAGCUUCUGAGGCCCAUGGGCAGCCAGGAGAGUCUCCAGAUCCCUGUUCUGUGCAGCUGUGGGCCCAUCACCAACCUGCCACGGCCCCUUCCCUGAUUGUGGAGUUCAGUGGAGGUGACUCCCAUCAGAUCCUGGAUCCUCCUGGACUGGAACCCCCUGCACCCAGUGGGCCCUGCUGGUCCUGCCGGCAGUGGGCACACGACUCAGGUGUGGCCAGUGAGAGGCCCCUGACCCAGACCUGGAAUCAGGAGCCAGUGACACCAGAGCAGGGGCAGCUGGCAGAGAUCAUCUGCACCACCUGUGUGGACAGCAUUGCGGCAGCUCCAACCCCCACCCAGGCACUCAGUCAAACCAGCCAGGAUAGGAUUCUGGCCCCUCUCGGGAGCAGCCCCCCACUAGCACCGGCACUAGCCGUGCGCCACCGCCACCGGAUCUUGGGAGCUGGACCCCGCGUGCAGACCCUUCGUCCUCAGCUCCCAGCAGAGAGCAGUCCUCACAGCUGCUGCUCCUACCCUAAGACCGCUGCAGUAGGGCACAGCACCAGCAGACCCCACGCAGAAAGCACUUGUAGGCCCGCUUCCGAAUCCUCGGUAGGACUCUCGCGGAGGCUCGGUGUGAUCGCGCCCUGCGAGAAGGUUGGGGUCCGCCGGGCAGGGUGCUCGGGGCUGCAGGGAAGGGGCGCCCCCACCUGUGUGCUCAAGGAGUUGGGACCGCAGCGGGGGCGCAGUGCGGACGCGGGGAGGGGAGAGGACCGGGCCCGAGGGAGGCAGAAACGCACAGAAACAGAGACGCGGGGGAAACACGAACAAAGCGAGACGCCGCGAGGUCCGGGCGGCGGCGGCCUCGGCGUCGCAGCCCCCCGCCCCCAGCCCGGCGCGCGUCACCUCGGCCCCCGCGGCGCGCGCCUGGCUCCGGGCCCGGCCCGGCCCUCGCGGCGCCCUCUGGCGGCUUAA
This is a messenger RNA of Nycticebus coucang (slow loris), 2094 nucleotides long. RefSeq names its product G protein-coupled receptor 148 (gene GPR148). The transcript has 6 exons. The coding region runs from base 1 to 2094 and encodes 697 amino acids. Gene Ontology annotation, cellular component: membrane. Lineage: Eukaryota; Metazoa; Chordata; Mammalia; Primates; Lorisidae. Gene Ontology annotation, molecular function: G protein-coupled receptor activity. Gene Ontology annotation, biological process: G protein-coupled receptor signaling pathway. The record is from RefSeq and is a predicted model, not a curated record.